AUUCCCAUUUUAUGCGAAAUCUUUCCGUCACGUUCGCGAGACUUGCGCGUGCAUGUGAUUAAAUAUAGAGCGUAGGAAAAAUAUCGCAUGAAAAAUAACGAUUCGGGAAACGUGUCGGCCGCGAAUUUAUGUGACAAACCGCCCGGUGUAUCCGCGUAGAAACACACACAGGCGCGCGCACACGCAUACUGAGCUUGACAGUCAUUAUGUCCGACCAGCCUCUCGCGGCGUUUACUCUCAGAAAUGAUUUCCAUCCGGCGGAUCCGCCGCACGGUAUGCAAGAUUACGAUUUGGGCGCCUUGAGGAGAGACCAGAAACGCGAACUGAACGAAAUGAAAAUGAUCAGCCGCAGGGAGAACGAGAUUUACCUCCGAGCUCAUCCGGAAGUCCGGGGUUUAAUCGCCAUUUUGCUAAGACACGUCCUAUCGAAGCAGCCGCUCAUCGAUAUUCCCGAAGUCGUAGGAACAUUUUUCAACCGACCGCGCUGUGAGAUCGCCGCUGACCUUUUGGAUUACUUCUCGUCCGCCGAUAAACGACCGGAUAUAAUGGACGAUCUUCGACGGGAGGUAUUUCGAGCGAGCGACCGCAUUCAAACUCCGAAGAACGCGAGUUCGCAAAUCUUCGACUGUAUCUCGUGCGACUCCUGUUGCGCAGGAUACGCCGUGAUUCCUGACAACUCGCUCGCCUAA
Odontomachus brunneus is the source of this 689-nucleotide messenger RNA. RefSeq lists its product as uncharacterized. Bases 207 to 689 code for a protein of 160 amino acids. The record is from RefSeq and is a predicted model, not a curated record. The transcript is spliced from 2 exons. NCBI's taxonomy places the organism in Eukaryota, Metazoa, Arthropoda, Insecta, Hymenoptera, Formicidae.